AUACUUAAAAACUUUGACACAUGAAACAGGCGCGACUUUGAAGCUAUUUACCAAAUAGGCAGCAUGUCGGGUUCGGUGGAGAUCCCUCUCCGGGACACGGAUGAGGUGAUCGAGCUGGACUUGGAUCAGCUUCCAGAAGGCGAGGAAGUGUUAAGUAUUUUAAAACAAGAGGCUGCCCCACUACAUACUUGGGUUACUUUGGCACUUGAGUAUUACAAGCAAGGAUUUGCAGAAGACUUCGAAAAGAUCUUGGAAGCCUCUAGAAGUGAUGCAAAUAUUAACUAUGACAACUUUGAGAAAGAUCAAAUGCGUGCCCUGGAUAGCCUGGCAGCUUACUAUGUACAGCAGGCCCACAAAGAGAAGAACAAAGACAGAAGAAGACAAAUGUUUACUCAAGCCACUUUGCUAUAUACAACUGCAGAUAAAAUCAUUAUGUAUGACCAGAACCAUCUUCUGGGGAGAGCCUACUUCUGUUUGUUGGAAGGGGACAAGAUGGACCAGGCUGAUGCUCAGUUCAACUUUGUGUUAGGCCAGUCCAGCAAUAACAUCCCAGCCUUGCUUGGUAAAGCCUGUAUUGCAUUCUACAAGAAAGACUACAGAGGAGCCCUGGCAUAUUAUAAGAAAGCCAUGAGAACCAACCCAAGGUGUCCUGCCUCCGUUCGCCUAGGCAUGGGCCAUUGCUUUGUAAAGUUAGGCAAAAUAGAAAAGGCUAGGGCUGCAUUUGAGCGGGCUUUGCAGUUAGACUCCCAGUGUGUGGGUGCUCUUGUUGGGCUUGCCAUUCUCGAAUUAAACACAAAGUCUACAGAAUCAAUAAAAAAUGGAGUUCAACUUCUCUCCAAGGCUUACACUAUUGAUUCUACAAACCCUAUGGUACUGAACCAUUUGGCUAAUCACUUCUUCUACAAAAAGGACUACCAGAAAGUGCAACAUCUUGCUCUGCAUGCCUUUCACAACACAGAAAAUGAAGCAAUGAGGGCUGAAAGUUGUUACCAGCUGGCACGUGCCUUCCAUGUACAGGAAGACUAUGACCAGGCUUUCCAGUAUUACUACCAGGCCACCCAGUUCUCUUCCCCUAACUUCACACUGCCUUUCUUUGGGCUUGGACAGAUGUACAUAUAUAGAGGAGACACUGAAAAUGCAUCCCAGUGUUUUGAGAAAGUCCUGAAGGCACAACCUGGAAACUAUGAGACCAUGAAGAUUCUGGGGUCACUAUAUGCCAACUCCACCCAGCAGGAAAAGAGAGACAUUGCUAAGCAACAUUUGAAGAAAGUUACAGAGCAGUUCCCUGAUGAUGUAGAAGCCUGGAUAGAACUGGCACAAAUCAUGGAACAAUCUGAUAUUCAGGGUGCCCUGCAAGCCUAUGGGACUGCUACCAGGCUACUGAAGGAGAAGGUCGAGGCAGAUGUUCCUCCAGAAAUUCUGAACAAUGUUGCUGCCCUGCACUUCAGACUGGGCAAUCUGCAGGAGGCCAGGAGAUACUAUGAAUCUUCGCUGGAAAGAUCCAAGAUGGAAGCCCAGAAUGAUGAGACCUACUACAGUGCCAUCUCUGUGACAACUACGUAUAACCUGGCCAGGCUGUAUGAGGCACUACAUGAGGAUGACAAAGCAGAGAGAUUGUACAAAAAUAUUCUCAGAGAGCAUCCCAAUUAUGUAGACUGUUACCUGCGUCUCGGAUGUAUGGCUCGAGACAGAGGUCAGAUUUAUGAGGCAUCUGAUUGGUUCAAAGAGGCACUGCAGAUUAACCAGGAUCACCCAGAUGCCUGGUCACUGAUUGGUAACCUUCACCUUGCCAAAGCUGAGUGGGGACCUGGACAGAAGAAGUUUGAGAGAAUCCUGCAGAGACCUAGCACCAAAGAUGAUGCUUACUCCAUGAUUGCCCUGGGUAAUGUCUGGCUACAGACCCUGCAUCAGCCUAUGAGAGACAAAGAAAAGGAAAAGCGUCACCAGGACAGAGCCUUUGCCAUGUACAAAGCUGUCCUCAGAAAUGAUUCCAAGAAUAUCUGGGCUGCUAACGGCAUUGGCUGUGUGUUAGCACAUAAGCAGUGUAUAAAUGAGGCCAGGGAUGUGUUUGCACAAGUGCGUGAAGCCACAGCGGAUUUCUCUGAUGUCUGGUUGAAUAUUGCUCACAUUUAUGUGGAGCAAAAGCAAUAUGUGUCAGCCGUCCAGAUGUAUGAGAACUGCCUAAAGAAGUUUUACAAACACCACAACACUGAAGUCUUGGUGUAUUUGGCCAGAGCAUACUUCAAAUGUGGUAAACUAAAGGAAUGCAAGCAGACUCUACUCAAGGCCCGCCAUGUUGCUCCAAACGACACAGUGUUGCUGUACAACAUUGCCCUCGUGAUGCAAAAACUGGCCACACAGAUAUUGAAAGAUGAGAAGAGCAACCUUAAGACAGUGCUGAGUGCAGUGCAUGAUCUGGAAUUGGCUCAUAGAUUUUUCAGUUAUCUGAGCCAUGCUGGAGACAAAAUGAAAUUUGACUUGGCACAGGCAGCAAUAGAAGCUAGGCAGUGCUCUGAUUUGCUGAGUCAGGCGCAGUACCAUGUGAUGAGAGCUCGUAAGAUUGACGAGGAAGAACGGGAACUGAGAAAGAAGCAAGAUGAUGAACGUGAAGCUCUGAGACAAAAGCAACUGGAAGAACAGCAAGAGAAGCUCCGCCAGAAAACCGAAACAGAACAGCGUAUGCUUGAACAGAGAGCUCAGUUCAUUGAAAAGACUAAGAAUUUACUGGUGUUUGAUCAUGUAGCAGAAGAUAAGCCCAAGAAGAGUGGAGGAGGGAAGAGAGGCAGAAGAGUGGAGGAUGACAUCAUUGACGACAGUGAGUCAGACGACAAUGCUGCCCCGAAGAAGAAGCGCCGUCCACGCGGCAGUGGAUCUGAAGGCGAGGGUGGUGAGGAAAGAGGGAGAAAGAGAGUUAAGAAAAGAAGGCCCAAAGGUGAAGGGGGUGAGGGCAGAAAGGGACGUGCCCAGAAGCCUAAGAAAGAAAAGAAGGAAGCUGUUGGGGAAGACGGACUUACUGCCAAGCAAAGAAAGAAAGUGGUUUCAAAGGCCAUUAUCUCUUCCAGCGAGGAUUCAGACUCUGAUAAGGAAGGACUCAAGAUCGAUGAAAGAUCUUCUUCCGGCAGUGAAAGUGGGGGAGGCGGAGGCGGCAAGAAAAGGCGCAUUCUCUCCUCCGGGAGUGAAGAUGAAGAUGCAAACCGAUCCGGGGACAAUAAGGGAAGCGGGGACGAGGGUAGGUCCAGGGGCAGUCGCAGCAGGAGUCGCAGCGGCAGCCGCAGUGCCAGUCGGAGUCGAAGCAGAAGUCCCAGCGGCAGUCGUAGCGGCAGUGGAAGCCGUAGCCGCAGUCGCAGCAGGAGCAGGAGCAAAAGUGGAAGUCGAAGUGGGAGCAGAAGCCCCAGCAGGAGCAGGAGCCGGAGCCGUAGUGGGAGUAGAAGCCAAAGCCCCGCAGGUUCGAACAGAGGCAGUGGGAGUGAGAAAGAAGGGUCAGAGGGCAGAGGAAGUGGAAGGGACGACGAAGGAUCUGAUAAAGGUGGCGCUAGUGAUAGUGAUGGCGGCGGGAGUGGCAAAGGCGCAAGCGAUAAAAGUGGCGACGAAAGCGACUGAGAUGUUGACUAUGAAUAUAAAAGUGGCUAGUUUUUAGAGUGACUUAGUUGUAAUCAAUUAUUUUAUAACCGACAGAGUGAUAAAGUUGUUUUAGAUGGCGAAUGGAUUUAUGGUGUACACUCUCAUUUAGUAUAUUUCUUUAAUUUCUUAAGUUGCAGUAAAACUACUUGCAUGCAAUGAAACAACACAUUACUGAAACAAAGAAAAACGCAAAUUUUUGCCUGAAAAAUUAGUCCUGUGAAUAAAAGAUGACGAAGACGGAGUUGAA
Molecule: messenger RNA, 3868 nt
Organism: Lingula anatina
Lineage: Eukaryota; Metazoa; Brachiopoda; Lingulata; Lingulida; Lingulidae
Product: RNA polymerase-associated protein CTR9 homolog
Biological process (GO): regulation of DNA-templated transcription; transcription elongation by RNA polymerase II; RNA processing
Cellular component (GO): Cdc73/Paf1 complex
Molecular function (GO): RNA polymerase II complex binding
Source: RefSeq, a predicted model, not a curated record